AUGGAAAUUUCUAACACAGAUCAUCAGUCGUUUUUAGCUUCAGAACUUUAUUUUUUGAUUGCUAAGUUUUUAAGUGGAGGACCAUGUACUAAGGCAUUAGAAGCUCUAACUGAAGAAUUGGAAUAUAAUAAGUUAUUACCACCAAGAUAUGAUUGGAAAGGAAAUAAAUUUCCCCAAUCGUUCAGUCAAUUGUCUGUAAACUAUCCGCAUAUUGGUCCAGAUCAUUUAUUAGCAAUAUGCAACAGAAUUUGUCCAAUUUUGGAUAAAGAGUUUCCUCCCAGUGUGCCAGGAAUUGUAUCUUUACUAGGAGCUAGUAGGCAAAGUUUAUUAAGAAUCUCAUCUGUUCCACAUUCGAUUCCUGUAUCUCGUUAUUCAGCUAGACGAAAUGGCAAACCUUGUUCUGAUGCAGCAGAUUUUAAAUCAGUUCAUCAUAUGGGGCGCCGAAAUUCAGGACCUUUUACCAGAAAACAAGCAAUGCAAACAAAUUUUUUUAGCCACUUACAACUUCAUAAUCGUACUUUGGGUCAUUUAUCUGCAGUAUACUGUCUUUUGUUUGAUAGAACUGGUCAAUUUGUUUUUACAGGAGCAGAUGAUUUGCUAGUAAAAGUGUGGAGUACAAUAAGUGGUAGAUUACUAGCAACUCUUAGAGGAGCAUCAUCGGAAAUUACAGAUAUGGCUGUUAAUGUAGAAAAUACAUUGCUGGCAGCUGGAAGUUUAGAUAGAGUGCUCAGAGUUUGGUGCCUACAAAGUACUGCUCCUGUGGCAGUUUUACUUGGACACACAGGAAUGAUUACAGGUGUCAAUUUUUGUCCUGGGGCUUCGGGAGAUUUGAGAUAUUUAACAUCUACAAGCACAGACGGUUCUGUUGCUUUUUGGGUGUACAAUCAUCACCCGAUUGGACAAGAAACCACUUUUCAAGGUCGUCCUGUAAUUUAUAAUGAAAAAAUGCGGCCAGGAGGAGCUCAAAUGAUUUGUUCAUCAUUUAGUCCAGGAGGUAGUUUUUUAGCUGCCGGAAGUGGUGAUCAUCAUGUUAGAAUAUACAAUAUGAAUGGAAGUGAGGGACCUACCAGAAUAUUUGAAAUAGAAGCUCACUCUGAUAGAGUCGACUCAAUUCAAUGGGCUCAUAAAGGUUUAAGAUUUGUUUCCGGCUCAAAAGAUGGAACUGCAUUAGUUUGGCAGUUUAGACGCCAGAAAUGGGUAAAUUUGCGCCUUGAAAUGACUACAAAGUUACCAGGGGCUCCUGUUACUGAAGAAGAUGGAAAGUUAAAGCCCAGGGUUUCGAUGGUUUGUUGGGAUAGAUCAGAUAAAUACAUAGUAACAGCUGUGCAUGACGCUACAUUUAAAGUAUGGGAUUCACACUCAGGGAAAUUAAUUCACAUUUUAAAAGCACAUCGAGAUGAAGUGUUUGUGUUAGAAGCUCAUCCUUUUGAUCCCAGUAUAAUGUUGAGUGCCGGUCAUGAUGGAUUAAUAUGUGUUUGGGAUAUCACUCGUGGAAUUGAUUUAAUGCAAUAUCAAAACAGUAUAGAUGGUCAAGGACACGGUGCAGUCUUUGAUGCCAAAUGGUCUCCUGAUGGAACCAUGUUUGCAGCCACAGACUCUCAUGGGCACAUAUUAGUUUUUGGCUUUGGUUCUGGUAGCGACAAAUUAAAAAAGUUACCUCGGGAACUAUUUUUCCACACGGAUUAUAGGCCUCUUGUGAGAGAUGCUAAUCUUGGUGUUCUAGACGAGCAAACUCAAACAGCUCCUCAUUUAAUGCCCCCUCCUUUUUUAGUAGAUGUUGACGGAUGCCCCUACUCACCAGAUCUUCAAAAAUUGGUGCCAGGAAGGGAAGAUUGUAAAAUUGAACAACUUGUGCCUAACGUUGCUUUUGGUAAUGAAGGGCAGCAAGAAGUUUUAGAAGGAUUACCAAGUGAGCCCCCUAGAUCUAAUAUAGAUCACAUGAUUCAAGCUUUAGUAAAUCGUCAGUAUGGUCAGUCAAAUUUAAGGCAAUCUUCUUUCGGAAGUUCUCGAUCUGUACGUAGGGAUGGAGAAGGUGUUAGAUUUUCAAGCGGUGAUUGGGAAAGUGGUUCUUGCAUGACAUGGAAAGCAAGAACUUUAUUAAAGCCCUUGCCUCCAAGAAUUCUUGAACAAACAAGACUGAAACUUGAUGCAAUAGCUGCCGAAGAAAUGGAUGAGUUUAAUAAGGAAAGUCGACUUAGAGAAGAAACUCCACCCAAACCUGUGUUAGAUGAUCGACCAAAAAGAAAGGGGAGGCGCAGAGGAGCCUAUCAAACACGUGCAACCAGAGAAGAGAAUAUAAUAGAGAAUUCAGAAAAUGUUAGUCUAUCUGCUUCGACAUCAACUUCUUCCAUGUCAGAUUCUUUCGCCAAUUCAGAUUUGGGAUCAGAAUCAGAUUCAGACGAAAAUUCGGAAUAUUCUGAUUGGAUUGCCGAUCACGGAGUUUCAUUAGAACCCCCUAAAAGAUCAAAAAGAAAACGUGUACCACGAAAAAUUUCUCCUUCUCCAUCUCCUCCUCCCAGAAGGAAAGCUAAAGACACUAAAGAACCAAAUCCACCGCCGGGAAUCAAUGGUGUUGGAGAGGUUCCAUUUGAAUUUCAACCUCCAAAGUGGUUGUCUGAAGUUGUGCCUCGAAAAGCUCCUUAUUACCCUCAAAUGGGAGACGAAAUUAUGUUUUUUUAUCAGGGUUAUAUUUAUUAUUUAGAAGCCGUCCGAGCAAAACAAGUGUAUAAAAUAGCUGGGCGACAAGGUCUUUCAAAACUCAAGCUCCCGGAACCUGUUUUAGUUAAAGUAGUGGGAAUAAAAUAUGAAAUCAGACCUCCACGGCUGUGCUGUCUUCGACUGGCGGUUUUAAAUGAUUCCGGCUCAUUAUCUGAUUCUAGGGAAUUUUUUAAUAUAAAAUAUCAUGAUAUGCCUGACGUUAUUGAUUUUUUAGUGUUAAAACAAACGUACGACACUGCCAUUCAGAGAAAUUGGAAGCCAGGAGACAGGUUUAGAUGUAUGAUAGAAGAUUCGUGGUGGGAAGGAAAAGUAGUUGCGAAAAGGCCUCACGAUCCCGCAGCACCCGAAAGUCCCUUUUUAUCAUUUAUGACACGUUGGGACAACGGUGAGGACGAACCCAUGAGUCCGUGGGACAUGGAGCCACCUGAUCCUUCUCAUCCGCCACUAGAGCCCGGCGCUUCAGUACCUGUUCUUCCGGAAGAAACUCAAGCACUAUUGUACUGCCCUCGUUCAGACGAAUGGCCUAAUGGAGAUAGAGAUGCCACUUGCCGUAGAAUUAUCGUCGGACUAAAUAAAGUCAUGAACCUUGCUAUCGCCGAGCCUUUUAUCGCUCCCGUCGAUCUUAAUCAUUAUCCGUCGUAUGCAAUGUCCGUAGAAUAUCCCAUUGAUCUCUCGACCAUUAAGGCACGAUUGGAAAAUCGUUUUUACCGAAGGUUAACGGCAGUUCAAUUUGAUGUUCGAUAUUUGGCAACCAAUGCGGAAAAGUUUAACGAAGCUCACAGUCAAAUUGUUAAACACGCUAGAAUAAUUACGGAUUUGUGCAUGCGAAUCAUUUCAGACAGAGUGGAAACCGACGUGGGGGCUGUUUAUCAUCAAUUGACGGAUACUUAUUAUUCAUCACCGAGUGAAGCCGAAAGUGAUCACGACAUAGAUCGUCCCGGGCCUAGUGGUAGUAGUAGUAAUAAAAAACCUGUUUUCGAUUGGAAAGUAGCCUGUGAAAAAUUAUUGAGAGAAAUGUGGGAUCGAUCGGAUUCUUUUCCCUUUCGACAACCUGUUGAUAUUACGGAGCAUCCAGAUUAUUUAAAGGUGAUAGAAUGUCCCAUGGAUUUGGGUACCGUCAAAGAAGAGCUUCAAGCAGGAAAUUACCAUUCUCCGAAAGAUUUUUAUAAAGAUAUUCGUUUAAUAUUUGCUAAUUCCAAAAAUUACAACACUAAUAAAAGAUCUAGGAUUUUUUCAAUGACCGUUAGAUUAUCAAACAUGUUCGAGGAUAGAAUGAAGCAAAUAAUGUUUCAAUGGAAAACUAAAAGACGGAAAAUGGCACUCGAAGAAUUAAGGUCUCAAAAAUUGAAGGCACAAUCAAAGGAUUUGAGUCGUCCCGGACCUUCCAAAGAAAACGGUUUUUCAGAAUCCGAUAUAGAAUCUGAAGAUCCCGUUGAUGAACAUUUGAAAUUAUCAACCCUAAGAAACACUUAUUUAAAACAAAAUGAAACCUCAAAGAAAAAACUACGCGAUAGUGAUUUUUCAAACAGUUCUAGCUCUGAAGAAGAAAGUUCUGAUGAUACAUAUAAGCCAAAUGGAACGUUACGCACAAGAAACAGAGGAAAGCAAAGUAUUCAGUAUAAAGAUCAUUCGUAUGAAAGUUCUGAAGAAUCGGACGGUAGUAGUGAUAGUAGCAGUCCAAUAAUACGAAGAAGGGGGAAAAAAAGACAAAGAAACAGUAAUAAAUCAGAUAACAGCGAAACAAGUACAAUUCGACAGACAAGGUCGAGUAAAGUUCGAAAAAGAAAUGCUAUUGAAAGUGAUAGUCCUUAUACAACAAAUUCAGAAAAUAACGAGGAUAGCUCAAGUUCUACAGUUGGUACGCCUUCUUACACUGUCAGCAGUCGCGGUAGAGUUCGAAAAUUGACAGAAAGAGCUCGAGCCCUGCUUAAUAAAGACUGA
This is a messenger RNA of Pediculus humanus corporis (human body louse), 4659 nucleotides long. Its product is annotated as WD repeat domain-containing protein, putative. Gene Ontology annotation, molecular function: protein binding. NCBI's taxonomy places the organism in Eukaryota, Metazoa, Arthropoda, Insecta, Psocodea, Pediculidae. Gene Ontology annotation, biological process: regulation of cell shape; cytoskeleton organization; regulation of transcription by RNA polymerase II. Gene Ontology annotation, cellular component: nucleus. The record is from RefSeq and is a predicted model, not a curated record. The transcript is spliced from 26 exons. The coding region runs from base 1 to 4659 and encodes 1552 amino acids.